UUAGAGAUACAACUGGUGGACAGUCAUAAUAGAAAUAUUGAGGUUCUAAUUGUCACUCUAUAAAAUUCUAUUAUUUUAUUGUCUGCUAUUAUUAAUUUUGUGUUGUCUUAAUUUAUAUUUUGUACCGGAUUAGUCUCGUCUACUUCGAGUCUGUGGCUUUCUACUAGCAAAAAGGAAGCUUCUUUUCUCUUUGGCCCUCUCUCUUCUCUUCGGCUCGUUAAUCUUGCUCAUUGAGCGUGAAAACUUGGUGUCAGAGAAAAGCAAACAAAAGCAAAAGGCGCUCGUUUCUACCUCCAAAACAGCACAUCCGCCCGCGCACCUUCACCGCACGAAUUAUCUUAUGAAUAGUCAUAAUUAUCAUAGCUCAGGAAUGACUAUAUAAAUCCAUCGGCCCGUGCUUUCUGCUGCUGCUAAGAGAACAGUCCUCUCUCUGAUACCCAAGAUAGCUUGAGGAACAGAGUCUUCAAAGCCCAUACAUCCUAGGCACAACCCGGGGCUGGGAGAACUCCAUCGGCUCCUGCAGGACAGAUGGAGUCACUCUUUACUAAUGGUCGUCGUCAGCCUGCUCCUCCAUCAGUUCCUCCUGUCUCUUCAUUCUGGCAGCCUCCUUCAGUUGGUCCUGUCCAUCAAGCUCACCUUCAUGAUAUGGAGUAUCACCAGUUUGCUGUUGCCCAACCCACUCACACUAUGACGUCCCCGCCCAACACUCCAAUGACUCCUCACGUCGGAGGAGGAGGAUUCCCCGGGCUCAUGUGCCCCAUUGAUCACCACACUAGUGCCACACCUACUGGAUCAAUCGGACUACAUCAAAAUUCUGCUCCUCCAGCUCUCUCUCAUUCAGCAUGGCCUCCUGAGUAUAGACUGUAUGCUCUGUGUCAGGAAAUGCUUCGUUACUCAUCUCAAUCGCCGGGUAUGGCUGAUAGCAGCAAGCUCUCCUGGGAGCAGUUCUGUAUGGAGUAUUUUCAUGAAAUGGCAAUCUUUGUCAUUGAAGUUGAUUUCGGCGACGGUUUGAAAAGAUACAGUCUUCACGGUACGUUGAUCAUGUGGUACUUUAAGAGUCUCAUAGAAAGUGGAGUGACUCGUUAUGAUGUCACAUUAGGGAAAUCAGCAUCACAUUCAUAUCAGCAGCACAUGCAGAGAAUAGAGUGUCCAGAGGCAGUACAGGAAUUGGAAUAUACUCUGCCAACUCAAACUAAAGUUUGCUCCAAAGGCCAGCUGGUACUGGAAUUCACAAUGGAGGACAAGCCACGGAUAAUGUCUUGGGUUUUUCAUAUACAAGGACACGUGGAGAUGAUACCUAGGUUCUGUCUACAGGCACCUGCUAUUGAUACUGCUCUUUCAAAUAAUGUCACCUGUCAAGGUUUACCGGCCUCAACGCAAUCCAUAUUAAUGCAACUUAAUAAUAUAACGAUGAGACCCGCCCCACCUCAUAAACUGGUUCAAAUUGAUUCCAAUUUAUGGGAGCACCCUCCCCCUCCUCCUCCCCCCUCUAUCCCUCCUUCUCAACACGACAUGCUACAAGGUGAUCGCUAUCCUCAUGAAGAUAACCUAGUAACCUUAUCUUCAGAAUCUUCACCAAUGCUAACGCACCUACCAACGUCCAGCAAUCAGGACUCCUCACUCCUCCCCUCACUGCCCCACCCCUCUUGCCAAGUACAGAGUAACUCAGUCCCUCCUCUCUCUCAUGCGGUUCACUCCUCGUCUUCUCCCCCUCUCCCUCUCUCUCCCUCGCUGGUCAAGAGUAAUUGCAGCAGCUAUGGUGGCAGUUCUUGUAGUGUUGUCAGUAACAGUAACACACUUUGUCCCAAUAAAGUGACUCAAUCAGGGAAAAAGACCCGACCUUCCUCUCCAGUUAGGAGGAGGAGUGAACUAGUGAUGGUUGCUGCUGAACCAGCUCUCUUCUCAGAGGAUAUGGUUCACGGACAGGACGAGAGGAGAAUAACACGUAUUGAUAAUAAACGUGCAAUAACCACACCCACAUCCUCUUUCAUGGGUACUGUUUCUAUUCCUCCUCCUCCUCCUCUUCCUGUCUCCAAUGGUGAGUCUGAUCCUCCUCCUCCUCCCAUUAGUUCUUUUACCAAUCAAAAUGGGUCCAUGGCUUGGCUUAGCAUUCCCUCGGGGAUCGACUGGAAUAAAACUACCCCGUGAGAUGACCACACCCACUUGACAAUGAUAACCACACCCACCCAAAUAAGGUUAAAACUUAUUUUGUGCACUUUCUCUCAAAUUGUACAUAUUAUUAUUAUUAAUAUUAUUUUUGUUAUUUUUUUUCUAUUUUUUUAUGAAGAUAUUAUUAUUAAUUUUUGUUGAGUCUAUUUUCUUUUUGCGAUUACUUUAGUCGCAAAAGUAUUUAUACAAACAGAAGAAAGACCAAAUAUUUUUGUCUAAAAAUUUUGAUUAAUAAAAACUUUUCACAUUAUUUUUGUCACAUGAAUCAUCUCUUAUAAGAUAUUAUUAUUAUUAAA
This is a messenger RNA of Amphimedon queenslandica, 2465 nucleotides long. Its product is annotated as DNA polymerase lambda. Gene Ontology annotation, cellular component: nucleus. The record is from RefSeq and is a predicted model, not a curated record. Gene Ontology annotation, molecular function: DNA binding; DNA-directed DNA polymerase activity. Bases 529 to 2148 code for a protein of 539 amino acids. NCBI's taxonomy places the organism in Eukaryota, Metazoa, Porifera, Demospongiae, Haplosclerida, Niphatidae. The transcript is spliced from 10 exons. Gene Ontology annotation, biological process: double-strand break repair via nonhomologous end joining.